GUAAAUUUCUGGUGGAUUACAUCAUAACGUUUGUUUAAAUCUAGGGGAAAGGACAACAAAAUUAAAUUCCACGUCAAGUUAUUGGACGUUCAGGUGGAAUAUUUCGAUUGUUUUUGUCUAUCUCGUAGUCAAAUGGUUUCGUGGAUAGAUAGAUUUAAAAUCCUGCAGAGUGAUUUGUUUCUUGGACGUAUUGCUUUAUUAUCUUUAGUUGUGCAGAAUGCCGCUGUUGUCCUUGUGACUCGAUAUUCUCGUGCUAGAGAAGGAAAUUUGUAUUUUCCUACAACAGCAGUGGUGAUGAGUGAAUUAGUGAAACUUCUAGUUUGUUUUCUACUAGUUUUGUUCGAAGAGAAAUGUUCUUUCGUCUCUUUUAUACACAGUUUAAGGGAGAAUAUAUUGAAAGAUCCGAAGGAUUGUCUUUUGGUGUCCGUCCCUGGAAUGAUCUACACAAUUCAAAACAACUUGCUAUUUGUUGGUUAUUCAAAUUUAGAUGCUGUUUCCUUUCAGAUAUCAUAUCAAUUAAAGAUUUUCACAACAGCAAUCUUCUUUAGAAUAAUCUUAUCGAAACAUUUAAGUCGGAUACAGUGGUGCUCCCUAGGUGUUCUGUUCACCGGUGUUGUAUUAACACAACUGAGUGAUGUAGUUAAUUCUAGUACUGAAAAAACGAAAAAUGUUGCAGAAAAUAGUAAUCUAUUUGUCGGUCUUUCUUCUGUUGUAUUGGCUUGUAGUUGUUCUGGUUUUGCUGGUGUUUUCUUUGAGAAAUUAUUAAAGGGUAGUCAUAAAAGUGUAGCUAUACGUAAUAUACAGUUGGCAUUCUACGGUGUUACAGCCGGUAUCCUAACUGUCUAUUUGAAAGAUGGUAAAGAGGUUGCUAGGAAAGGGUUUUUCUUUGGUUACGACUCUGUUGUAUGGGCAGCAAUAUUAAUUCAAUCAUUAGGUGGUUUGCUAAUCGCCGCAACUAUUCGGUAUGCCGAUAAUAUACGCAAAGGAUUUGCCACGUCACUGGCUAUAGUGCUUACUUUUAUUUUAUCAAUAUUCUGGUUUGAUUUUAAUCCGACAAUUUUAUUUUAUGUUGGUGCUAUCCUAGUGGUUGUUGCUACUAUCUUGUAUUCAUCUUAUCCCCCUUCAAAUAAUCAUAGUACUACUACUAACAACGAGAUAAAUGGUGUGAAUUCAUUCAAAAAUUUCUUAUCGGAGUCGAAUUUCAGACAUAAGUUUCCUGCCUAGCUGUUUCGAUUUUCGCUAUUGAGUAUUUGGUAACUGUGAUUUGAUUCCCGCCUUCAUCUGCCUUUUAAAAAUUAUCAAAAUACAUUGCUAUCAGUUGAAAAUUACUCUGAAUACUUGGAUUUUUUAGGAUGUUAACUUCCCCGUGCUUCUGUUCAUUUGGUUCUUCUGUAUUUUUCCCACGUAUCUGUGAUAGCUAGGAUAUAAAAUCUAGCUACUUUCGUUUUGUUCUUUGUAUUGUGUCUUUCAGAAACUUCUGAUUUCUUUUCUCAUCUUUUUGAUAAUAAAUGUUUGUGUUUUGCCAAUAAAUAAGGGUUGUCAAAAUACAUUACUUUCACUUGACGCCUUUUGUAUGACAGUUUGGGGAGAGGAGGAUGAAAGCACUUAUAUGAUCAAAAAGGCAUAAACAAUCUAGUUUGUGUGGAGUUUAGUGUUUUGAGAUAGCAGUUUAGGAAUCCUUAUAAGAUAUUUAAAAACCAAAGUAUUACGGCGAACAAUUUUUCCGGUACCUCGACAUUAGGCUUCACACUUAUAAUUUCAAAGUUAUUUUGUAAAGGCCGAAAUAAGGCAUGGUAGUAAAUUGGACGAUCUCUCAUUAGGAACGGUGGAC
This is a messenger RNA of Schistosoma rodhaini, 1831 nucleotides long. The record is from the annotation of a GenBank genome assembly. NCBI's taxonomy places the organism in Eukaryota, Metazoa, Platyhelminthes, Trematoda, Strigeidida, Schistosomatidae.